Anopheles nili is the source of this 681-nucleotide messenger RNA. RefSeq names its product iron-sulfur cluster assembly scaffold protein IscU (gene IscU). The transcript has a single exon. Gene Ontology annotation, biological process: iron-sulfur cluster assembly; intracellular iron ion homeostasis. The record is from RefSeq and is a predicted model, not a curated record. Gene Ontology annotation, cellular component: cytoplasm; mitochondrial matrix. Bases 85 to 537 code for a protein of 150 amino acids. NCBI's taxonomy places the organism in Eukaryota, Metazoa, Arthropoda, Insecta, Diptera, Culicidae. Gene Ontology annotation, molecular function: ferrous iron binding; 2 iron, 2 sulfur cluster binding.
UGUUAUUGGAAGCGGUGUGAAUUAACAGAGCAGCUUACACAAGUAUCCCAAAUUCUCCGUGGAAUUCAGGUGCCGGUCAACAAAAUGUCUCUCCCGCGUAACAUCGGUGCCUUGCUGAAGGUCUCGCGUACCCGCAGCGUGCCGUGUGCCCUUUAUCACCAGAACGUGUUGGAGCACUACGAAAACCCACGGAACGUUGGAUCACUUGAUAAGAAGGACAAGAACGUCGGUACGGGUCUCGUCGGCGCACCGGCCUGCGGCGACGUAAUGAAGCUGCAGAUUAAGGUGGAUGACAAUGGCAAAAUCAUUGACGCCAAGUUCAAAACCUUCGGUUGCGGUUCAGCCAUCGCGUCCAGCUCUCUGGCUACCGAAUGGGUGAAGGGAAAAACCCUCGACCAGGCAAAGCAGUUGAAGAACACCGACAUUGCCAAAGAGUUGUCCUUGCCCCCGGUGAAGCUGCAUUGUUCAAUGCUGGCAGAAGAUGCAAUCAAAGCGGCGCUUGAGGAUUACAACAAGAAACAGAAGAAAAGCGAGUAGACUUUAGUCCCUGUGAGCUAAGGAAAGGACGACGUGGAAGUAGAGAGGAGCUUGUAUGAUAAGAAUUGCUAUGUCAUAGUUUGUAUGUAUGGAAUUUCUGUAUGAUUAGUAAAUAAAAACCCUAUUACGGUGUUGAACAAAUUA